Eruca vesicaria subsp. sativa (arugula) is the source of this 1135-nucleotide messenger RNA. Lineage: Eukaryota; Viridiplantae; Streptophyta; Magnoliopsida; Brassicales; Brassicaceae. The record is from the annotation of a GenBank genome assembly.
CCCAUUUUCUUUAGGUAUUUAGUAAAGAUCCAUUUAUAAGUUUUGAAUAUUUGUAAGAUGGCCUCAGAUUAUUUGCUUUAUAGAGAAAAGAACCCCACAAGGUAACAUAUUUACAAAAAAAAGUAAAAUAGAUUCAUCAGAUUCAGCCUCGGAGGACCCUAAAAAACGAUAAAGAUCUAAUUGGCGCCCCUUUACUAUUUCCAUCUACCUUCUUCGAACGAAAAGUAGAACUUGGAUCCCUACGCACUCAUCUCCGAGAUCUGCACAAUCUUCGAUUCAAAUGGCGACGAGAAGACGUACUUUGCUCAAGGUCAUUGUCCUCGGCGACAGCGGGGUUGGCAAGACUUCCUUGAUGAAUCAAUAUGUGCAUAAGAAGUUUAGUCUACAGUACAAAGCGACUAUUGGUGCUGAUUUCGUCACCAAGGAAAUUCAGAUUGGGGAUAAACUUGUUACUCUACAGAUUUGGGAUACUGCUGGACAAGAGAGGUUCCAGAGUCUUGGUGCUGCGUUUUACAGAGGUGCAGAUUGUUGUGCGUUGGUUUAUGAUGUUAACGUGGCCAAGUCCUUUGAUUCCCUCGAAACUUGGCAUGAGGAGUUUCUUAAACAGGCAAGUCCAUCGGAUCCAAAGACAUUUCCGUUUAUAGUGCUUGGAAACAAGGUUGACAUUGGUGGAGGGAGCACUAGAGUGGUCUCUGAGACGAAAGCAGCUGACUGGUGUGCUUCAAAUGGUAACAUACCCUAUUUCGAGACAUCAGCUAAAGAAGACAUCAAUGUUGAUGAUGCGUUCUUUACCAUUGCUAAAACCGCUCUUGCCAACGAGAAUGAUCAGGACAUAUACUUCCAAGGCAUACCAGUUGCAGUGACUGAAAACGAGCCAAAGGGGGGUGGUUGCGCUUGCUGAACUGUGGAUUUCAAGAUUCGUUUACAUUUGUUUUUGAUACAUUUGCUCGUGUUAUUCAUUGAAGGUUGGUGUACUCUUGAGAAUUGCAGAACGAUAAAGCUUGAAGAAGCCAUCUUUUCAGCCAUUCCAUCAUGUAUUAAUUGAUUGGAGGAGUCUGUAUGAUUAAUCGAUUCUGCUGGAUAUAUUUUUAUUUUCGGAAGAAGAACCGCUUACUCUUAUAUUAUAUUUGGUUCC